AUGGCAGGCUCAAAGCAAAGAACCAUCCUCAUCUCUGGAUGCACCGAAGGAGGUGCCGGCAAUGCUCUGGCGCUCGCAUUCGCCGCCGCGGGUCUUCGAGUGUUCGCAACCGCCCGUUCACUCAAGUCUAUGAAGAAUCUGCAAGAUCAAAAGAACAUUGAGACUUUCACGCUCGACGUAACGAGCCAAGACAGCAUCAACAACAUCAAGGCUGAGAUCUCAAGACUAACCGGCGGCACGCUGGAUAUCCUCUACAACAACGCCGGUGCUCUGUACGAGUCACCCGCAAUCGAAGCAGACUCCGAUCGCGUCCGGAAAAUGUUCAACGCCAACGUCUUCGGCCUGUUCGACAUGGUGACGGCCUUCACGCCCCUCCUCCUGGCCGCAGUGCCCACCUCCAGCACACCCCCCACAAUCGUCAACGUCGCCUCCGUCCUCGCACGCCUCCCGGGACCCUUCACAUCCGGCUACAACGCCAGCAAAGCCGCCGUGGCGUCGUACUCGGACACCCUCCGCCUCGAGGUCAGCCCCCUCGGCCUCAAGGUAUUGACGGUAUACAUGGGCGAGGUCUCGACGGCCAUUAUCCAGGCGGACAACGUCAAGUUCGCGCCGGACAGCGUGUACGCCGACACGGAGGCCAAGAUCAGGGAGAGGAGCGCCACGCACGAGAAGACCACGAUGAAACCCGAAGAGUUUGCACGCCAGGUCGUGCCGGAGGUGUUGAGCGCCAAGAGCCCCUAUGUCUGGAAGGGCACCAAUGCCUUCAUCGUCUGGCUGCUGAAUGCUUUUGGGCCCAGGACAGUGUUUGACAGUACCAUGAAUGGCGCUUCUGGGCUGAGUGACCAGUCUAUCAGGAAGAAGAUAUUCCAGAGGGGGCAGGACAAGUUGAAGAUUGCCUAG
Messenger RNA from Colletotrichum chrysophilum, 900 nucleotides. RefSeq lists its product as uncharacterized. The record is from RefSeq and is a predicted model, not a curated record. The transcript is spliced from 3 exons. NCBI's taxonomy places the organism in Eukaryota, Fungi, Ascomycota, Sordariomycetes, Glomerellales, Glomerellaceae. Gene Ontology annotation, biological process: phosphatidic acid biosynthetic process; triglyceride catabolic process. The coding region runs from base 1 to 900 and encodes 299 amino acids. Gene Ontology annotation, cellular component: endoplasmic reticulum; lipid droplet. Gene Ontology annotation, molecular function: triacylglycerol lipase activity; acylglycerone-phosphate reductase (NADP+) activity.